GUUCGCACCAGGACCGGGUGAACGGGUUUGGUCCCAGUCUUUUACUUAAAACCACACAUCCAGACCGCCGAGACGCAAUCCCAGGUGAAACCCGACCAUAAACACUGACAGAUCGGCAACACUGGACGCAACCCAAACUCAAUCAGAUCGAGUAGAGAACGUUCGUCUCCGACAGCCACAUUACCGGACCAGCCAGACAGCCUCGGCAUCAAACGGGAAAAGCUCCGACGAAACCCCAAGAGAGGAGACAAAAACCCUCACGGACUAAUCUAAUUUUAAAAGGUCUAUUGGUAUUUAUUUGGUAUUUAUUAAAGAUUUUAAAAGGUUUGUUGUUUUUAUUUGGAAUUUAUUGAAGAAUUUAACAAUUUUUAUAAUAUAUAAGAAAGAUUAUAUUGGUUUGGUUGGGAAAAUGAUCAAACAUUGAACCGAACCAACUGUGAACACCUGUAAUUACAAAUCUCAAAUGGUAAAACAACUCUUUGUUAUGGGAAUAAUUAUUGCCAUCAAAUUGUUAAAACCCCCAAAUUUAGGACUUAAGUUCCAUAUUUAAUUAGGUGAAUAAGCCUGUAAGUUGAAAGAGCAAUGUCUUCCGCUCUCUUCCAAAAAAUGAGAGUUUCUGCAUCCUGAAUGGGAUUCGUCACUGGGUGUUCCUAUCCUCUGUUAGUCUUCUAACUUCAAUCGUUUUUCUUCUCCUUCAUUGUAUAUACCAUCACAUCUUUCAUUGCAUUCCAUAUCAUAUUUCUUCAUUUUCCCUUUUGGCAUCAAAACCCCAAAAAUAUUUUCUUUGUUGUUCCUUUUUUAACCUUCAUCAUAAACCCUAGAAUCCAAAUAUCAUGCUUUGAACCCCUGAUCCUUUCCCCAAGAGAGUAUCUUCAUCCUGAAGGCUUUGAUCAGGGUCAAUCAACAUUUGAUUGAAGUUAUACAAAGCUUCACUUCAAGUCGAUGAUCCACCCAACUUGUAUUGGCCUAUCAGAAAAGUAUAAAUCUUGGAGUUUUAGCCUAGGUGUCCUUCCCUUGGAAAUUUGGUGAACUGAAAAAGCUGGAUUGUGUAAAGGGAUACUGACAAUCUGGAUUCAUUCCUUGGUGUUCCAGGUUCUCUUUUGCUCUAUUUACCUGUUUCUGCAGAUGUUUAUGCGUUUUCAGUUUCAUAGAGGGAAAUUAUUUUCAGAAGAGUGUGUUAUCAAUUAACCAUGGAUUAGUAGCAAUCAGGAUAUUAUUUCAUGAGCCUGGGUUAAUUUCCUUGAGUUAUGCUGUUAGAAUUGUAAGUAUUUUGUCUAAGAUGCUGUUGGGAAUAUUUCUAUUCAUUAAGAAAAUGUGUUUGUGCAAUUUUUGACAUAGUUUCUUCAUGUUCAAAGUAUGGAUGCAAAUGAAUUUGUAUGAUCCUUUAGGGGCAGAUGUAUGUAUGAGAACCAUGUCUUGUUUUGGAUUCUCAAUCCCAGUAGCUCUUAUACUUAUGACUAGCAAGAUUGGGAAGGUUGUUUUGAAGGACUACAUUGAUGAUUAUGGACUCCUGGAGGAUAGUUUAAAUUAUGAGAUUGUUUGCAAUUUUGGUGAUUUAGGUUGUUCUUUUCGGAAAAGAAAAAAUAUAUGUUAUAUGGUCGAUUCUCUACUUGAUGAUGGCAAGGAGUUGUUUUAGGGCAAUUUGGAGUGGGUGUCUCAGCUGGGAGAGGUAUGGGUCCAUGGUAGCAAGAUCUUUAUCUUUCCAUGUCACCUUAUACUUACUCUGGUGGUCUUUCUUUUCCCCCAUUUUUUGUCAUAAGCAGAAACGGACUCCUUGUAUGCUACUGCUCCACUGUGAUCUCUCUGCCCCUGCUCAAUUUGGUUUUUCCUCUGUUUCACUAUAAUAUAAGGUCUCUCCUUGGAGGUGCUGUUUUGCUUUGCACAAUUAGCUAGUCUCAACUCCUUGGUUCCCCUCUAUGCUUCUGUAUUUCCUAUGACUAAAGAUGAAGCAGAUGAUAUGCUUUUCAAACAAGGCCUGUUAUUAAGAGGAUGUACAGCUUCUGGCAGGAGCUUCCCCGUCCUCGUCUCCUUUUUGCAGGAUUUCAUCAGGGUGUUUUGGUGUUUUGCUUUUGUUCCUGUUUUUUAAGUGCUAUUUUUCCUUUUGUAUGGGUCUUUUAUUUAGCUUAUAUAUAAGCAUGUUUGUUGGCCAACAAAAAAUAAAAAAGGGCCUGUAAGGUCAUAUGAAGAUAGAAGUCAUAUUUGGUUUGUGGCAAUAACCAUUUUAGUUUGUU
This is a messenger RNA of Rubroshorea leprosula, 2231 nucleotides long. NCBI's taxonomy places the organism in Eukaryota, Viridiplantae, Streptophyta, Magnoliopsida, Malvales, Dipterocarpaceae. The record is from the annotation of a GenBank genome assembly.